CAUAGGCCAGUUCGUUUUCUGCAGGUGUUGAAGUGAAGCCGUCAGCUCGGCGUGUCUCCAGAUCCGCUUUCAUUCGUUUCUCUCAUUUUCAGGUAUGCAUCACCGCCUCCACGCCCUCUCCUUUUGCGUCAGAUCUGCGAAAGACAAGAAAAACGGUGUCGCCUGAUGGCCACGACUGCGCCCAGUGAACUUCAACUUCUCGCUCGCUGACUCUUUUGGCCACCUGUUAUCAGUUGCAUUAUACCCUCGAGCUUGAUUCUUGUUUCUAAACCGUCGUGGCAGCUCUUUAAUUCUUGCAUCGCUUGCCUUUCGCUUUCUCUCGUCGCACACGGCUGUCUGUCGCUUCAAUCUAUUCACCCCCGACCUCAACCGCCUAAUACAAUAUCGGGACUAGAUAUAUUUUAUUUUAUUAUCGACGCUGUCCUACGAAAAGACCUCAAAUAUGGCGACGUCAAUGCACCUCUCGAAGCUCCGGAAUUGGUUCCUUGCAUCACCCCCCAUCGAAUUUGCGAUCUCCAAGCUCCGAGACCUGCUGGUUGGAGCAAUCAGGCAAGGGCCAGUUCCACAACAUAUCGCUUUUAUAAUGGAUGGGAAUCGGAGAUUUGCCCGAACACAUGGGAUCGAAACAGUGGAGGGGCAUAAUUUGGGUUUUGAGGCGCUGGCACGGAUUCUUGAGGUAUGCUACCGGAGCGGAGUAAAAGUCGUAACCAUCUACGCCUUCAGCAUCGAAAACUUUAAGCGGUCAAAAUUCGAGGUGGACGCCCUAAUGGAAAUGGCCAGAGUCAAAUUAUCGCAGAUGGCCCAACACGGUGAAAUUCUAGAUCGCUAUGGAGCGAAAGUCCGGAUACUAGGUCGAUUGGAAUUGCUUCGCCCUGACGUGCUUGCUGCAGUCGAUCGUGCAGUUGAUAUGACAAAGAACAACGGGGACUGUGUUCUUAAUAUUUGCUUUCCCUACACAUCGCGUGACGAGAUUACCAGCGCCAUUCGGGAUACAGUAGCCGAGUACAGCCAGCCACUACGAUCCGCUCAUUCGUCGCCGCCUCUCACGCGGACCCCAUUUUCUGAAGAUCACAUCGCACAAAAUAUUCGAUCUCGAACCGUUAACGGGAAACUGGAUGAUUCUAGUACAGAGGGUGAUUCUGUGUCAGAAUCAUCCACACUCGGGGACGAUGAUGCUCAAAAGCCAGACGAACAGAACAAGCUUUACCAGUCCGAAUCUGCUCUUUCAUCCGCUGCCACCCUCCACCUUCCUGACCGACCCACGAAAGGCCGGACGACAGCGUCCUCUGGGUCUGAACCCCCGGUCUUUAAAUCACCAGAGACUAUCACACGCCAAACCCUGGCCGAACACCUCCUUACCCACGACAACCCUCCACUUGACCUACUAGUUCGCACAUCCGGGGUGGAGCGUCUCAGUGACUUCAUGCUCUGGCAAUGCCACGAGAAUACAGAAAUCGCUUUCCUAGACAUCCUGUGGCCUGAGUUCGACCUAUGGCAGUUCUUACCUGUUUUAUUAAGGUGGCAGCGGAGAGUCUCCAAGGCGAGGAAAAACCCAGAUGCCGAGGGAAAUUAUGACGGUGAGCUCCAGGAGUCGUCAGACGACAGCAGAGAAGAGCUCGUGGUCAGUUCAAGUCCCAAAGCGAAGAGUUUAUAGUUUAUUCUUUGAUACACUUAUAUAUCUAUAGUCUAGCAAUUGGGUAUAGCAUUAUUAGAAUACUGGGAGUUUACGGCCUUUCCAUGCACUCAUGCUCGGGGUUAGCACCACUGACAGGAAGAUAUCGCAUUUUUUCUGGUGUUGUACAUAAUAAAACUGACAUGAACAUAUAGUCUACAACGAAUCCUCGUUGCUCCGCAUAUCAUGACAAAGUAAUAAUUAGACUAAGGUGGAAAUACAGCUAUAGAGUACCAGGCGCUGUACGUGCUUUUCUAUUAGAAAUGUCGG
Molecule: messenger RNA, 1942 nt
Organism: Aspergillus versicolor CBS 583.65
Lineage: Eukaryota; Fungi; Ascomycota; Eurotiomycetes; Eurotiales; Aspergillaceae
Product: undecaprenyl diphosphate synthase family protein
Exons: 2
Coding region: 443-1654 (403 amino acids)
Cellular component (GO): membrane; dehydrodolichyl diphosphate synthase complex; lipid droplet
Molecular function (GO): ditrans,polycis-polyprenyl diphosphate synthase [(2E,6E)-farnesyl diphosphate specific] activity
Source: RefSeq, a predicted model, not a curated record